AUGAGCUGUGCUAUAUGCAUCACAAAUGCUUCCAAUUGCCAAACAUGUGCUGGUGGAUACACGAAUCAAAGUGGAAUAUGUGUUAAAGCCGGAUGCUCAGCUGGUCAGUAUAAGAAUGGUAGAAUGGGUUGCGCUUCUUGCGAUGAAAGCUGUGCGUUAUGCAUCACAAAUGCUUCCAAUUGCCAAACAUGUGCUGGUGGAUACAGGAAUGAAAGUGGAAUAUGUGUUAAAGCCACAUGCCCAGCUGGUCAGUAUCUUUUAGCUAACCUCUCUUGCGCUUCUUGCGAUGAAAGCUGUGCGUUAUGCAUCACAAAUGCUUCCAAUUGCCAAACAUGUGCUGGUGGAUACAGGAAUGAAAGUGGAAUAUGUGUUAAAGCCACAUGCCCAGCUGGUCAGUAUCUUUUAGCUAACCUCUCUUGCGCUUCUUGCGAUGAAAGCUGUGCGUUAUGCAUCACAAAUGCUUCCAAUUGCCAAACAUGUGCUGGUGGAUACAGGAAUGAAAGUGGAAUAUGUGUUAAAGCCACAUGCCCAGCUGGUCAGUAUCUUUUAGCUAACCUCUCUUGCGCUUCUUGCGAUGAAAGCUGUGCGUUAUGCAUCACAAAUGCUUCCAAUUGCCAAACAUGUGCUGGUGGAUACAGGAAUGAAAGUGGAAUAUGUGUUAAAGCCACAUGCCCAGCUGGUCAGUAUCUUUUAGCUAACCUCUCUUGCGCUUCUUGCGAUGAAAGCUGUGCGUUAUGCAUCACAAAUGCUUCCAAUUGCCAAACAUGUGCUGGUGGAUACAGGAAUGAAAGUGGAAUAUGUGUUAAAGCCACAUGCCCAGCUGGUCAGUAUCUUUUAGCUAACCUCUCUUGCGCUUCUUGCGAUGAAAGCUGUGCGUUAUGCAUCACAAAUGCUUCCAAUUGCCAAACAUGUGCUGGUGGAUACAGGAAUGAAAGUGGAAUAUGUGUUAAAGCCACAUGCCCAGCUGGUCAGUAUCUUUUAGCUAACCUCUCUUGCGCUUCUUGCGAUGAAAGCUGUGCGUUAUGCAUCACAAAUGCUUCCAAUUGCCAAACAUGUGCUGGUGGAUACAGGAAUGAAAGUGGAAUAUGUGUUAAAGCCACAUGCCCAGCUGGUCAGUAUCUUUUAGCUAACCUCUCUUGCGCUUCUUGCGAUGAAAGCUGUGCGUUAUGCAUCACAAAUGCUUCCAAUUGCCAAACAUGUGCUGGUGGAUACAGGAAUGAAAGUGGAAUAUGUGUUAAAGCCACAUGCCCAGCUGGUCAGUAUCUUUUAGCUAACCUCUCUUGCGCUUCUUGCGAUGAAAGCUGUGCGUUAUGCAUCACAAAUGCUUCCAAUUGCCAAACAUGUGCUGGUGGAUACAGGAAUGAAAGUGGAAUAUGUGUUAAAGCCACAUGCCCAGCUGGUCAGUAUCUUUUAGCUAACCUCUCUUGCGCUUCUUGCGAUGAAAGCUGUGCGUUAUGCAUCACAAAUGCUUCCAAUUGCCAAACAUGUGCUGGUGGAUACAGGAAUGAAAGUGGAAUAUGUGUUAAAGCCACAUGCCCAGCUGGUCAGUAUCUUUUAGCUAACCUCUCUUGCGCUUCUUGCGAUGAAAGCUGUGCGUUAUGCAUCACAAAUGCUUCCAAUUGCCAAACAUGUGCUGGUGGAUACAGGAAUGAAAGUGGAAUAUGUGUUAAAGCCACAUGCCCAGCUGGUCAGUAUCUUUUAGCUAACCUCUCUUGCGCUUCUUGCGAUGAAAGCUGUGCGUUAUGCAUCACAAAUGCUUCCAAUUGCCAAACAUGUGCUGGUGGAUACAGGAAUGAAAGUGGAAUAUGUGUUAAAGCCACAUGCCCAGCUGGUCAGUAUCUUUUAGCUAACCUCUCUUGCGCUUCUUGCGAUGAAAGCUGUGCGUUAUGCAUCACAAAUGCUUCCAAUUGCCAAACAUGUGCUGGUGGAUACAGGAAUGAAAGUGGAAUAUGUGUUAAAGCCACAUGCCCAGCUGGUCAGUAUCUUUUAGCUAACCUCUCUUGCGCUUCUUGCGAUGAAAGCUGUGCGUUAUGCAUCACAAAUGCUUCCAAUUGCCAAACAUGUGCUGGUGGAUACAGGAAUGAAAGUGGAAUAUGUGUUAAAGCCACAUGCCCAGCUGGUCAGUAUCUUUUAGCUAACCUCUCUUGCGCUUCUUGCGAUGAAAGCUGUGCGUUAUGCAUCACAAAUGCUUCCAAUUGCCAAACAUGUGCUGGUGGAUACAGGAAUGAAAGUGGAAUAUGUGUUAAAGCCACAUGCCCAGCUGGUCAGUAUCUUUUAGCUAACCUCUCUUGCGCUUCUUGCGAUGAAAGCUGUGCGUUAUGCAUCACAAAUGCUUCCAAUUGCCAAACAUGUGCUGGUGGAUACAGGAAUGAAAGUGGAAUAUGUGUUAAAGCCACAUGCCCAGCUGGUCAGUAUCUUUUAGCUAACCUCUCUUGCGCUUCUUGCGAUGAAAGCUGUGCGUUAUGCAUCACAAAUGCUUCCAAUUGCCAAACAUGUGCUGGUGGAUACAGGAAUGAAAGUGGAAUAUGUGUUAAAGCCACAUGCCCAGCUGGUCAGUAUCUUUUAGCUAACCUCUCUUGCGCUUCUUGCGAUGAAAGCUGUGCGUUAUGCAUCACAAAUGCUUCCAAUUGCCAAACAUGUGCUGGUGGAUACAGGAAUGAAAGUGGAAUAUGUGUUAAAGCCACAUGCCCAGCUGGUCAGUAUCUUUUAGCUAACCUCUCUUGCGCUUCUUGCGAUGAAAGCUGUGCGUUAUGCAUCACAAAUGCUUCCAAUUGCCAAACAUGUGCUGGUGGAUACAGGAAUGAAAGUGGAAUAUGUGUUAAAGCCACAUGCCCAGCUGGUCAGUAUCUUUUAGCUAACCUCUCUUGCGCUUCUUGCGAUGAAAGCUGUGCGUUAUGCAUCACAAAUGCUUCCAAUUGCCAAACAUGUGCUGGUGGAUACAGGAAUGAAAGUGGAAUAUGUGUUAAAGCCACAUGCCCAGCUGGUCAGUAUCUUUUAGCUAACCUCUCUUGCGCUUCUUGCGAUGAAAGCUGUGCGUUAUGCAUCACAAAUGCUUCCAAUUGCCAAACAUGUGCUGGUGGAUACAGGAAUGAAAGUGGAAUAUGUGUUAAAGCCACAUGCCCAGCUGGUCAGUAUCUUUUAGCUAACCUCUCUUGCGCUUCUUGCGAUGAAAGCUGUGCGUUAUGCAUCACAAAUGCUUCCAAUUGCCAAACAUGUGCUGGUGGAUACAGGAAUGAAAGUGGAAUAUGUGUUAAAGCCACAUGCCCAGCUGGUCAGUAUCUUUUAGCUAACCUCUCUUGCGCUUCUUGCGAUGAAAGCUGUGCGUUAUGCAUCACAAAUGCUUCCAAUUGCCAAACAUGUGCUGGUGGAUACAGGAAUGAAAGUGGAAUAUGUGUUAAAGCCACAUGCCCAGCUGGUCAGUAUCUUUUAGCUAACCUCUCUUGCGCUUCUUGCGAUGAAAGCUGUGCGUUAUGCAUCACAAAUGCUUCCAAUUGCCAAACAUGUGCUGGUGGAUACAGGAAUGAAAGUGGAAUAUGUGUUAAAGCCACAUGCCCAGCUGGUCAGUAUCUUUUAGCUAACCUCUCUUGCGCUUCUUGCCCUUCAAGCUGCUAA
Nymphaea colorata (pocket water lily) is the source of this 3612-nucleotide messenger RNA. RefSeq lists its product as uncharacterized. The transcript has a single exon. Bases 1 to 3612 code for a protein of 1203 amino acids. The record is from RefSeq and is a predicted model, not a curated record. NCBI's taxonomy places the organism in Eukaryota, Viridiplantae, Streptophyta, Magnoliopsida, Nymphaeales, Nymphaeaceae.